Molecule: messenger RNA, 1430 nt
Organism: Impatiens glandulifera
Lineage: Eukaryota; Viridiplantae; Streptophyta; Magnoliopsida; Ericales; Balsaminaceae
Exons: 3
Coding region: 81-1304 (407 amino acids)
Source: RefSeq, a predicted model, not a curated record
UUUGGCCCCCCCUUUUCUCCAUUCCAUGCUUCAAAAGCAUCUCAAUUUCAAUUCAAACUUUUCAUUCUGAUUUCUGAUCAAUGAUGAUGAUGAUGAUGGCUCAAAAGAAUUUGCAUGAGUUACUUGAACAAGAUCAAGAACCAUUUCUUCUCAAAAACUACAUCGCCGAUCGCCGUUCACUACUCAAAAACCAUCUCCGCCGGCGACCCAAAGACGGCGGCGUUCUUCACAUCUCUGAACCAACUGCAGCCUUGCUUCUAGAAGCGGCGACGAGGAUUCAUAACCAAUCUACGAAACCCAAAUCAAAGGUGGGAAUAUUUGAUUCAAUCUUUAAGAGAUUUGGAAAUAGGAGUCGGAAAGAUAGAAUCUUUGUGGAGAAAUCUAAGGGAAAUGCUGCAAUUGUUGCCGGAAAUAGUACUGUUUGGUCGGAGAAAUCUUUGGAUUUGGAAACAUGUUGUAGUAGUAGUUCUUCAUCGUGGAAAGAAUCGGGAGAGAAUAUUCCGGCGACGGCGAGGGAAGGAUCUGAAAAUUCUAUUUCCAGUCCUCAAAGUCCUUUUCGUUUCUCUCUCUUCAAUACGCCGGAAUUCUCUUCGCCGGAAGUUUCACCUGGCCGGCGCUCAAAACAGGGAAAUGAAAUUCAUGAAGCAAAUACCAUAGAAAAUUAUGAUCAUCAAGUUCAAGUUCAAGUUGAAGUUGAAGUUCAAGAAGAAGAUGAAAAAGAACAAUUUAGCCCCGUGUCGGUAUUGGAACCUCGUUUUCAAGACGAAGAAGAAGAUCAAGAAGAAGAUAAGGUCGAUGAUUAUGACCCGGAAAUGGAAUGCAGUUACGCUAUAAUGCAAAAGGCCAAGCAUCAACUUUUAGAAAAGUUGAGGAGAUUUGAGAGGCUGGCUCAAUUGGAUCCUUUCGAACUCGACAAGACAUUGUUUGACGACGAAGAUAAUGAAAUAAACGACGUGGUGGAAGAAGAAGUAGAUGAUGAAGAUUGUUUCUUUAUGGAUGUCAUAAUUGACAAAUCGGGCAUAGAUGGAAUCAAGAGGCUCGUGUCUGACCUAAUCGUGGAGGAAGAAAUGGCAAAAGAAGAAGAGGUGACGAAGAGGGUUUGUAUGCGUUUGGAGAAAUGGAAAGAGUCGAAACGAGAGAGUAUCGACAUGAUGGUGGAGAUGGAUUUGAGAAUGGAUCAAAUCGACGGUUGGAAGAAGAUCGACGAGAAACAAGUGAAGGAGGUUGAGAAGGAGAUUGGGCUUGCAAUUCUAGGGGAUUUGAUAGAGGAAUUAUUACAAGAUCAACUAAUUGUUCUAUGUUAAGGUUCUAUGUUACAUAUCUCUUUAAUUACUAUCUUAGUCUAAUUUUAAAAAUUGAGUAUUUUCAUGGUAACUUUAAGACCUUUGCAAAAAUAUGGAUCAAUAACAAUUUUUUUUAUUUUUUAUUUU